This is a messenger RNA of Purpureocillium takamizusanense, 1182 nucleotides long. RefSeq lists its product as uncharacterized. The record is from RefSeq and is a predicted model, not a curated record. The coding region runs from base 1 to 1182 and encodes 393 amino acids. The transcript has 2 exons. NCBI's taxonomy places the organism in Eukaryota, Fungi, Ascomycota, Sordariomycetes, Hypocreales, Ophiocordycipitaceae.
AUGGCCUCAUCAUCAGCGCUCGCUGAUGACGCGGGCUUCGUCCUCACCCACCCAGAUGCCGACGAGCAGGUCCGCACAUGGACGCACACGCAUCCGUUCUGGGGCCCGUCCUACCCCCUCGACGUCUACCUCGCGCGCGAGAGGGAGCUCCUCACCGUGCCGCUCGCGCGAGACGGUGGCAUGGCCAAUCGCCGCCGCCCCGUCCUCUCUUCCUGCGAGACGCUGCGCAAGCGCGCCCUCGUCCGCGCCCCCGGCGAGUCCACCGCCCGCGACGUCUACGCCCACGGCGUCGCCAGCGUCUUCACCUACCCCGAGUCCCGCCGGCAGGGCCACGCCGCCCGCAUGCUCGACCUCCUCGGCAGGAAGCUCGCCGACGACGAAGCCCGCCGGCCCGGCGACGCCGCCUUCUCCGUGCUCUUCUCGGACAUUGGCAAGACCUUUUACGCGGGGCUCGGCUGGGCGCCCUUUGAGAGCACUCACCUGUCGUUGCCCGCCGCCGCUGCUGUGGGCUCGCCCGGCAAAGAUGCUGCUACUGCUGCUGCCAGUGCCCGCGGCGAGCUUACGAAGACGAAGACGGCGGCGACGACGACGCCCAUCACAGACGAGAACCUCGAGCCUCUCGUGGCCCUCGACGAGAAGCUCCUCCGCGAGCGCAUCGCCCUCGACGAUGCCGCCCGCCCCACCACCAAGACGCGCGUCGCCAUCCUCCCAGACAUGAACCACAUGCGGUGGCACUUUACCCGCGAGGCGUUCAUGUCGACGCACCAUCUUGGCCGCGCGCCCGCCGUCCACGGCGCCCUGUACACUAACCCCUCUGACGGCUCUCGCGUUUGGGCCAUCUGGGCUCGCGUCCACUCCGGCGGUACCACAGACCUCGCCAAGAACGUGCUGUACAUACAGCGCUCCGUCGUCGAGAAUCCGGGCAUCUCGGACUCUGAUCUGACCCGCGCCUGGCGUGCCAUCCUCGAAGCCGCACGGGCAGAGGCGCACGAGUGGAUGUGCACUCGGGUCGACAUGUGGAACCCCGAUGAGAGGACAAGGCGUCUCAUCAUCGAGAUGGACGACCUGCAUGUUAAGCACAUCAUCAGGGAGGAAGACAGCAUCGCCAGCCUACGGUGGUUCGGCGACGGGUCUGUUCAAGACAUCGAAUGGGUCGCAAAUGAACGCUACGAGUGGUGCUAG